AUGUCUGCUGAGUUAAUCCAGAAGGCAUGGGCACUAGCUCAGUUUGAUAACGUUGAAGAGUUGUCAAAAUUAGUUCCAUCUCAAGUAAAUCCAAAUGCAUCAACAAAUUCAGAGAAAAAUCAUAUUCACACUCUUCUUAUGAUCGCUGCUGCAUCUGGCGCCGAAGAAGCUACUAAAUAUCUUCUUGAACAGGGAGCUAACGUCAAUGGAAAGAAUCCAAUGGGUUACACAGCUCUCCAUUGGUGCGCUUUUGUUGGCAGAGCAGAAUGCGUUAAGCAAUUAAUUGAUGCUGGUGCAUCAUUCGAUUCUAAGACACAAGAUGGUCGUACACCAAUUCAUAUUGCUGCACAGAGAGGCCAUUUAGAUUUUAUCAAAUAUAUUGUUGAAAUCGGCGCAGAUAUUAAUUCAAUAUCUAGUAACGGAUGGACAGCACUCCAUUAUGCUAUUAUUGGCAACCAAGCAGUCGUUGGAAAGUAUUUAUACGAACAACUCAACUCUACAUUUGAAUGGAACAGCGUUGAUGUCGAUGGAAAGACAAUUGACGAGAUCGCUGAAGAAUAUAAGCAUAAGUGGUACAACGAGCUCAGACAUAACGAUGAAAAUUCAAACGAUGAAAUUGCUUCUAGCGAUGAGGAAGAGGAAGAAGAUAAGAAGGAUCAAACACCUAAGAAGAAAUCUACAAAAUAA
Trichomonas vaginalis G3 is the source of this 687-nucleotide messenger RNA. RefSeq names its product spectrin binding. Gene Ontology annotation, molecular function: protein binding. The transcript has a single exon. Bases 1 to 687 code for a protein of 228 amino acids. Lineage: Eukaryota; Parabasalia; Trichomonadida; Trichomonadidae. The record is from RefSeq and is a predicted model, not a curated record.